This is a messenger RNA of Pochonia chlamydosporia 170, 1029 nucleotides long. Its product is annotated as ATPase family associated with various cellular activities (AAA) domain-containing protein. Gene Ontology annotation, molecular function: ATP binding; ATP hydrolysis activity. The record is from RefSeq and is a predicted model, not a curated record. Gene Ontology annotation, biological process: mitochondrial respiratory chain complex III assembly; protein insertion into mitochondrial inner membrane from matrix. Lineage: Eukaryota; Fungi; Ascomycota; Sordariomycetes; Hypocreales; Clavicipitaceae. The transcript has 2 exons. Gene Ontology annotation, cellular component: mitochondrial inner membrane. The coding region runs from base 1 to 1029 and encodes 342 amino acids.
AUGCAGAUUAAGAUCUCUCAAGUCUUGACCCUGGCAUCGUUGGUGUUGUCGUCUGUGCCACUGGGAUCUGCGACGGCUCUUGCGAAUGUACCUGGCACUCUAGACAAAAAGAUUCCCGACAAUCUUCACUUCAUCAUGAACGUCACCUCGCAUGAGACAACUGAUGAGCAUGGCCUCGUCAAAAGGGCCUGUAGCAGAAGUUGUGAACAAUGGGAGGACGCUCGUCGCGUCGGUGCCUCCUGCUAUGACGCAGGUCACGGCAACGUGGACAGAGGUGCCAACCUGUUUGAAAGUGAUAAUUUUAUAGCCGCUAAUCAAGGCGUCGACCGACAAAUCCACAGUAACCCAAAUGGAGCUCCAAUAAACGUCUACUUCAGGAAAAACAGAGUGAUCGUCAAGGAGAAAUUGAUCUUCGUGCUUGACAACCGGAAUAGCAACGCCGCGAGUGGAUGCUCUAUCUUCUCGGUGCUCGAGAACAACCGAUUCGAGGCGAACAACACCAAAUUCGGCAGCCACGGCCGAGGCAAGGCUCGACUUCCCAGUGCCGGGCGGGCCCUUCCUGAGAGAUGUCUCGUUUUGCUGGAGGAUAUAGAUGCCGUAAGAACAGAUCGGUCGCAUGACACUGGGGUUCCUGAGAAAAACAAGAAGUCGCUUUCUUUAUCGGGUCUCUUGAACACCCUUGAUGGUGUGGCAUCGCAGGAGGGCCGUUUCCUCAUAAUGACCACAAAUCACAUUGAGAAGCCGGACAAAACACUUAUCCGGCCCGGCCGUAUUUACAAGAAGAUUGAGAUAACUUUGGCUGACUCUAGUGUGAUAGCCCAGUUAUUUUGUUUUAUAUUUGGCCCUAACACGGAGGAUAGUGCAUCAACAAAGGAGGAAGUUUUGGCAACAAAUCAGCUGACUGACUGGACAAAAGGACCUUACUUUGUCGGUAUGGAAGCCUUCGGAUUCCCAGACGAUCACGAGAUAUCAGUACAAGAUGUCGCCCUGGCGCGUAGAAUAUGGUAUCAGCAGGUGUGUACUAGCUGA